This is a messenger RNA of Diorhabda carinulata, 2453 nucleotides long. It is a transcript of the gene Cdk5alpha, whose product is annotated as cyclin-dependent kinase 5 activator 1. Gene Ontology annotation, molecular function: protein kinase binding; cyclin-dependent protein serine/threonine kinase activator activity. Gene Ontology annotation, biological process: activation of protein kinase activity; positive regulation of cyclin-dependent protein serine/threonine kinase activity. The record is from RefSeq and is a predicted model, not a curated record. Gene Ontology annotation, cellular component: protein kinase 5 complex; cytoplasm. The coding region runs from base 120 to 1274 and encodes 384 amino acids. The transcript is spliced from 2 exons. NCBI's taxonomy places the organism in Eukaryota, Metazoa, Arthropoda, Insecta, Coleoptera, Chrysomelidae.
AUCGAACCCUGGGCUAGCAUUGCAGACGAGAGAAUCAUUGACAUUAACUCCCAUAUUAUGAAAAAAAUGUGUUAGUUGUUAAGUAGUGUAAGUUUAGUUAAAAAAAAAAAAAAAAAAAAAUGGGCACCGUGCUUAGUUUUUCACCGCGCGAGCGACGUCCCGUGUAUGCAUCGAGUACAACGGGCGAUUUCACAUUAAAUAACUUUUCUUACGAACAAUUGAAUAACGUGAAAAAUCGCGAUUCGAAAAGUAACUGCAGUGUAACAAAUUCCAACAACCACAAUUUGUGCAACAAUAUUAAUAAUAAUGAAAACGCGAGGAUUAUAUCGGAAAAAAACGCCUUGGAAAAAAAUUUAAGAAAACAUUCCUUGUUCAUAAACGCGCUAUCCUGGAAACGAUUCUCCACGACAAACAACAACAAAAAGAAACUAGACAACAACAAAAACAAGAACAUAACAGUGUUCAGACAACCUCUUGUCGAUAAUGUCCAUCCGGUUAUAGACAAAAACAAAAAUAUCCAUCAAAACAAACAUGGCUCGUAUUAUUCGAAUUCGAAGAGCACGUCAGCUUUAGCCUUAGACAUUGUUAGAGUGAAUAACGCAAAUAACAAUACUAAUAAUCAUUUACACUGCGAGAAAGUCGUUAAUAAACAAGUUAUAUUAAACCAGAGUUCGAUCAACUCGCAAAAUCAGGUUGUUCCCGUUGCUGCACCCAAAAAGACUGUCAUCCAAGCUUCCACCUCUGAAUUAUUGAAGUGUUUGGGGAUGUUCCUACACGCCAAAUGCUACAAAUUGAGAGAUUUUCAAGCUGGAGAUGCCGUCAUGUGGCUAAGAACUGUUGAUAGAAGUUUAUUGUUGCAAGGAUGGCAGGAUGUGGCUUUUAUCAAUCCAGCCAACGUAGUUUUCGUCUAUAUGCUGGUUCGAGAUCUAGUGAAAUCUGACAUAGAAUGCGAACAGGAUCUUCAAGCUGUUGUUCUCACUUGUCUUUACCUCUCCUACUCUUAUAUGGGAAACGAGAUAUCGUACCCUCUGAAACCGUUCUUAGUGGAAGACUCUAAAGAAAAAUUUUGGGACAGAUGCCUCGAUAUCGUCGAUAGGCUUUCCUCCAGCAUGCUGAGAAUCAACGCAGAACCGGGAUACUUCACCGAAAUAUUUACGGAAUUGAAAGCUUGCGGUAUUGGUAAUAUUGUAGCUAAUAAUAUGGCUGCUGUGGGUAGUCAAACCGUACCCGUAUCUGUAGUUUCGUGUAAUUCUGGAGCAACAACGCCAGCUUGACGUAAGGAAAUUACAAUAGUGAAAUUGAGUUUGGCUGAUUUACCAACAGUACCAUGUGAAGUUUGAAUAAAUAUUUUGUAUCUUCCAAAUGUUACUGUAGUUAGAUGGAAUUUGACAAAUCUGUCAUACGGUGAGGCCAAAUUUUCAGAUAAAAAACCCGUCGUCGAAAUCGGGAUAAUACCGAGUGUAGUUUUAGUAGAGAUUUUUGAGGAACUUUGAAGAACGAUUCUUUUCUAAAGUUCUUUGGGAACUAAGUUCAAUUACUAAGUAAUUUAUGAAAUUAAUAGUUUUAAGUCUUAAAUUAAAUUUACAAAUUUGGGAUGAACCUAAUGAUUUUAAAACUUUUAAACUUUUCGUAAAUAUUAAAUUUAAUUCCAGAUAGAAUAUAUAUUUAUAGACAAAAGGUGCGUAGCUGUUUGAUCGAUCUGUCAAAUUCUCGAUUGAAUCGUGGUACCUAAUUAUUUUCGUUAAUAUUUUUCCCGAAGACGUAGAAAUGAAAUUUAUCUCUUCUUGUAAAAUAACUACAUAGUAUAUAUAGAGAUAUCCUUUCUAUAACAGAUUUUAUAGAAAACGUUUAUCGUUAUUCACAGAUCGAUGAAUGAAUAUUUCGUAACCUUGAAAUACUUUUUGCUUUGUUAAAGGAGUAAUUAUAUUUUGUCCUUGAAUAAAUUUCUCCGUCUUGAUUAUAUAUUAUAUAAGACCGUUUUUCGUUAUCGAGAAAAAUCCAAUGGAUCUGCGGAAAAAAGAACUUGCGACCCGAAAUUAAUCAUAUAUUUCACGCAAACCGCACAUUAAUUAAUAUGAUGAUUCAUCGAUUAAAAUAAUAACUAGUUUUUUAAAUUGAAGUAGAUGAUAAUUGAUGAGUUGGUAAAUUUAAAUUCUACGUUUUUUUUAUUAUGAAUUCAAAAUGGAAACCCAUAGACACAUAUUUUACAAUAGUUCACAUAAUAUUUGAUUAAGUUAAGUUUGAAUUAUAAGACCUUUGACCCACCAAAGCAACGUAACAGCAAAACUCCAUAUGACGCAAACAUGUAAUUGUUCCACCAUAACCACGAUGUUUUUUACAUUCAAUUUAUUGGACAAUGUCCACUCCAAUGUUUCCUGAUGUCAAGCCAAAAUAUGCUUUGGCUGAAGUAGCUAUCCAAUAUCAGAUGUUAAAUUUAAAAAUCAAAAACUGCA